CAAGUUCUCUCAAGGGAAUGUGCCACAGGGAAGGCUACGAACGAAGUUAGCACGCAGGUCAAGUCCAAUAUAAAGCAGUGAAUGGUCCCUGGGUGCCCAAGGUGAACAUGAUGCCUACCACCGCUGUGGGGAAGAAGCUGGAUCUCUCCACACUGACAGAGGAGGAGGCCCAGCACGUGUUUCAAGUCGUCCAGAGAGACUUUGACUUGAGGAAGAAAGAGGAGGACAGACUGGGGGAGCUAAAGACGCAGCUAGAGAAGGAGGACACCAAGAGAGAGCUGCUAGGCACUGGGACCAGCCUGACAGAGUCCCACUGCCUCCGCUGCUUGCAGCCCUUCAAGUUCCUUGUCAACAGCAAGCGCCAGUGUCUGGACUGCCAGCUGUACGCUUGCAAAGCCUGCAGCCGCUACAACAAGAAGGAGCGCGGAUGGGUAUGCGACCCUUGCCACAUGUCUAGGGUCCUCAAGAUCGGCACUUUGGAGUGGUACCAUGAGAAUGUGCGCUCCCGUUUCAAGCGCUUUGGCAGUGCCAAGGUGAUGCGCUCGCUCUACAAGAGGUUGAGUGGCGAUCUCAGCGCCUCCCAGAGUGACCUGAGAGAGCCUCGUGAAGAUGACACACACAGCAUGCCCGAAAGCCACAAUCUCUAUGAUGAGAACAACAUGGACACCGUGGCAGAUGGACGACACUACAGAAUGAUGAAAACGACCAAGCGACUGCUCACUGUGCACCCCGUCGACUUCGGUCUGGACCUUAACUACUCCACCCACUCUCUGUCUCGACAAGAAUCCUGUCAGAGUCCACAGAGCAGUCUGGAGGGCGGCACACGGGAGUCCCUGACAGCCGAGGCCGACAUGGCCUGCAUGUUCCAGCAGAUCCUGGAGGAGCAGGGUGAAAGACACUCCGAGUUCAACACGGAGGUCCUCCACAGCCGCCGGAUGAGUCUGCUGGACAAGCCGGCCCGCUUCGACGAGGUGCCGUACCCAGAGAACUGGAUGAUGCGGGCACGAUCCUUGUCCAGGAUGAGCCAGUCUUCGUGUGGCAGUGCCAACAAUGGGCACCUUCGCAGCAGCGGACAACUGUAUGGCCUGGAGGACUCGGAGGAAGAGGAAGAGUACCAGCGCCAGUACCAGCGUCUGGCGUCGCGCCGACGUAGUCACAGCCACUUCUCCUCACAGGAAAGCCUCAACCACGGGGCACCGCCACAGAUAACUGAGCUGAACAGACGCAUGUCGGUCAUUGAGAAACUACUGAACCGUCUGGAACAGAAAGUGACAUCCCCCUAUGAGCAGGGCCAGUCUUGUACUUCUCCCCUGCCCCAGUGGGAGGAGGUGGACCUGGAGGAACUGCAGCUGAGGCAGAAGCUGGACCAGCUGACGGGCAACAUCAGUGACAAGGGUCUGUCCUCGGAGGAGGAUGAACCCAAGAGGCCCCCAUCCCCCAAGGAGAGCCCAGGGUGGGGGAGGCGCCUUAGGGGGGACGUGAGCCCAUCCGGGUCCCUCUCCAGACCCUCCUCCAGACCGGGCAUUAUGAUCAGCUCACCCAUCGAUGAACUGCAGGAGCCCUCUGAAGUACAGGCCUAUUUUUCAACAGGACAUUCCAGGAGCCUCCGUGAGGGCAGUUCUCUGCCCCGCUACCGUCCCACCACCACCACAGAGCUGUUUGAGCUGGAAGGAAAGGUGGCGAUGGCCGCUGCCACAGUACAGAGCACAGUGAGCGAGGUGACAGACAUCGAGAACAAGAUCGCUGCCCUGAGUGCUGCUGGGAUGUCUGUGGAUAUGACCAGGAGAAAGUCAACCGUCCCUCCCCAAAGAAGGAGAAGUGCCUAUGACCUUCCAACAAAAACCAGUAAUGGCACAGGGUCAUUGAGGAGGAAGUUGAGCAUCUUGUAACUGAGUAAAGUGAUUCUUAUAACAGAGAAUCUGCUGGAGCAGGAGUCCAUUUUGUGUCAAGUUAUUUCAUUGGCUAUACGUUAUUGUGAACUGAACCAAUAAUGCCAUUAUCUCUCUGUUUAUUACAUUUUCCCAAUAUUAUUUCUAAUAUUAUUUAUAUUCAAGAAUGUGAAAUGUUAUGCUUCAUGUUACAAUGUCUUAAUGCAUUUGCUGAACAGUAAAAAAACUUUAAAAAACAUUAUAGCAAUGAUGUAACUGCCAACUUUAUUAAAAUGUACUUAUGACUAGACUUAGACAUCCAUAGUACAUUAACUGUAAUCUCAUGUUUGUACUACUAUUGAAUGAGCCUGUUGAAAAGCUUUAUUAACUUCACUAUUAACAGAUUACACAAUUAUAUGUAGGCUUUUCUCCAGAGAAUUGCAGCUGUUUCUCAUAUAGGCUUCAUUCCAUAGGGUUCAUGGAACACUUUGUAGAAACCAAAUCUCAGUGGUCAAUUGAUAAACCAAUUCCAGGAGGCACAUAUGGUUCUUCAUUGGGUUCCAGUCUAUAUGCUUUCUGACAUCAAGGGACAAGAGAUUGAGUGAUGGUCUGCGUCCAGACCCGGCGCCAGAACAAAUCAUUUGGACUGCCUUUGCUUUCCAUAGGCGGGCCCGUUUUUCUUGAAGCAGUAUUUUAAAUUAUACUCAAGACACAUUUUUAGACACUUUUCACUGACAGCUGCAACUCAAUCAGCUCAACCUAUUGCCACGCGCACUACAAAAAUUGUGGGCUUCCCAAACACACUUGUGAUUUGAACAAAUUCAUAGCUAUUUUUUUUAAAGAAGCUAAUUAUCCUCUGUGGCUAAAUCAUGCUCCCUGGUGAAGUGUUUUGAAUUAAUUUAUUUACACAGGAGUAAUUAUAUCACUUGGGAGAAACAUGCAUUUACUUUACGGCAACCCAGCAUCUUUAACAGUACACUGCACACGCCAACUUUCCUUACCAAUUAGCAAGAGGCUGAAACCAGAGAUCUGUAUAUAAUGAGGAGUUGCUCAUGUCUCCAACCUAACAAUGGGUAUUCCCAUAGAAACGCAUUGAAUGUAUACUGGACAGAUUAUGGCAAGAAGGAGCCCUCACGUGCCGUCACUUCCUCUCUGCUGAAGCUGUAUCACGGGAGAAAGCAUCCUAGCGAGCGAAACAGCGCCCCUCUAUAUGUUGCCCAUGUAUCUGAUGCUGUGUGGCUAGAAAUAGUAUGACAUGCCAUACUCUUUUGGUCCAGAUAGCAUCAGAUACAUGGUUUAAACAUACUGAGACAGAGAGGCGCUGUUUCGCUCGCUUGGAUGCUUUAACUGAGAUCGAUGCGUCUUUCUGUCGGCGUUCGUCUAGGUCAAAUAAAUAAUCAGUAUUUCAAUAUAUUAUUUGGAAGGGCCCUCCCAUUACGCCAGGCCUUUCUGCAUCCAAAUGGCACCCUAUUUCCUAUGUAGUGCACUUAUUUUGACCAGAGUCCUAUGGGGUUACAGUCAAAAGUAGUUAUUUUAAUUUUAUUUAUUUCACCCUUAAUGUAGUGCACUAUAAAGGGAAUAGAGGGACAUUUAAUUAUGUCAGUGUAGGAGACUGUUCAAAUAGAUACAGCAAUUUGAUGCUGGAAUAUUAGGGCAUAUAUUCAGGAUAUACACACAAACAUGGGUGCGUGAAUGAUGCAAGAGUUUAGAGCUGAUUGCCGCUAUUGUACUAUGUUAAACAGUAAAGUAUCAUUCAUGUAAUUUUUAGUACAAUAGACUUAAUACUGCUUUUCUGCUACUGAAUUGCUGUGUACAUUUGUAGUCAUCUGAAUGAAUUAAUUUGAAUGAAUUUGUAUCCUCUGCAUGAACCAUUAAUUGCUAUUUUAUAUUUAUUAGUAGAUAUCCUAGUGUGAACAUCACUACAAAGUAUGUGAACCAUGUUUCCAAUACUAUAGUGCCAAGUAACACCUUUGACAUAGUACUAAUUAAAAUGUAAACAAAGUCAUUGUUUUUGUGU
This is a messenger RNA of Oncorhynchus masou masou (cherry salmon), 3885 nucleotides long. RefSeq names its product melanophilin-like. Gene Ontology annotation, molecular function: small GTPase binding; actin binding; myosin binding. Gene Ontology annotation, cellular component: cortical actin cytoskeleton. The coding region runs from base 108 to 1889 and encodes 593 amino acids. Gene Ontology annotation, biological process: intracellular protein transport. The record is from RefSeq and is a predicted model, not a curated record. Lineage: Eukaryota; Metazoa; Chordata; Actinopteri; Salmoniformes; Salmonidae. The transcript is spliced from 15 exons.